Molecule: messenger RNA, 1519 nt
Organism: Megalops cyprinoides (Indo-Pacific tarpon)
Lineage: Eukaryota; Metazoa; Chordata; Actinopteri; Elopiformes; Megalopidae
Gene: serinc4
Product: serine incorporator 4
Exons: 12
Coding region: 1-1491 (496 amino acids)
Cellular component (GO): membrane
Source: RefSeq, a predicted model, not a curated record
AUGUCAUCUGCUCAGUCUCUCCAGCGCAGAGGGCUCAGCAAGCACUUCCUCAACAUGUUAGCCUAUCAGAUAUGUUGCUGCUGCGGCCCCGCCCCCUGCUCCCUGUGCUGCGCCUUCUGUCCACCAAUCAAGUCGUCUUCCAGCACGCGAAUCAUGUACAUCCUGUUCCAUAUCCUGGCCUGCACUGUCUCCUGCCUCAUGCUGUCCAGGACCGUGUCUGAGGCAGUGAGAGAGAACGUGCCUUUUUUCGCCCUGGUGUGCGACCAGGAACGUGGAGGCGGAGACUGCGAGAUGCUGGUGGGGUAUUCGGCGGUGUACAGGGUGUGUUUCGGCACCGCCUGCUUCCACCUGAUGAUGGCGCUCUUCCUCAUCGAUGUGAAGUCCAGCCAGGACUUUCGCGCGCUCAUCCACAAUGGUUUUUGGUUUCUGAAGUUCAUUACCCUGUUGGGGAUGUGUGCUGCUGCCUUCUUUAUCCCAACAGAAUCCUUCUUACACGCCUGGCACUAUGUGGGCGUGGCAGGGGGAUUCGCCUUCAUCCUCAUCCAGCUCGUCCUCAUCACCGCGUUUGCUCACACCUGGAAUAAGAACUGGAUGACAGGGGCUGCUGAGGACAAGCGCUGGUACCUGGCCAUCCUCUGUGCCACCCUGGCUUUCUAUGCUGUCGCCACGGGGGCCUUCCUCUUCAUGUACAAGCUAUACACGCACCCAGCGGCCUGCCAGCUGAACAAGGCCCUGCUGUGGACCAACCUGGGGUUGUGCGGCCUCAUGUCCUUCAUCGCUGUCACGCCCUGUGUGCAGGAACGGCAGCCUCGUUCUGGACUCCUGCAGGCGUCCAUCAUCAGCUGCUACGUCAUGUACCUCACCUUCUCUGCCCUCUCCAGCCGCCCCCCUGAAAAAGUGGAGUACCAGGGGCUGAACAUGACUGUAUGCUACCCCAGUGUGAGCCGUGACGGGCUUCAGAAGGAGGGCAAUGCAGUGGCGGUUAUCGGAGCGGCCAUAAUGUACUGUUGUGUGCUCUUUGCAUGCAAUGAAGCUUCCUAUCUGGCAGAAAUGUUUGGGCCUUUCUGGAUGAUAAAAGUUUAUCGCUACGAGUUCCAGAAAGCCAGCUGCUGUUUCUGCUGUCCAGAAGAAGAGGAAGAAGAGGAGUUCCAGGUGGAUAAUGAGAAUAAAGGAUGUCAGAGGGUGAUCCACAAUGAGAACCACCGCGUCGCUUACAGCUAUUUCUUUUUCCAUUUCGUCUUCUUCCUGGCCUCCCUCUAUGUCAUGAUGACCCUCACCAAUUGGUUCAGCUACGAGUCAGCGGUCCUGGAGACCACGUUCACGCACGGCUGCUGGUCCACCUUCUGGGUGAAGAUGUCGUCAUGCUGGGCCUGCGUGGUGCUCUACCUGUGGCUGCUCCUUGGCCCGCUCUGCCGCUCCGAGCGCAAGUCGCGGCCCCGGAGGUCACGCAUCAGGAGGCGGUCCCAGCGCCACAUCAGCGUCAGCGUGUGAGCAUGGACAGGCUUGUGAGGGACCCAAU